This is a messenger RNA of Esox lucius (northern pike), 2236 nucleotides long. RefSeq names its product RIC8 guanine nucleotide exchange factor A (gene ric8a). Lineage: Eukaryota; Metazoa; Chordata; Actinopteri; Esociformes; Esocidae. The record is from RefSeq and is a predicted model, not a curated record. Gene Ontology annotation, biological process: G protein-coupled receptor signaling pathway. Gene Ontology annotation, cellular component: plasma membrane; cytoplasm. The transcript has 12 exons. The coding region runs from base 160 to 2052 and encodes 630 amino acids. Gene Ontology annotation, molecular function: G-protein alpha-subunit binding; guanyl-nucleotide exchange factor activity.
AAUCUUAUCAUCCCGGGUUUUUGAGUUCCAGUGAUCUGAGACGAGGAGUUAACGUAGCAUUGAGUCAAAUGUGCAUAUAUCGCUAUCGGUAGAACCCAUAUAUGCAUGUAGGCGGGGAGCAAAACAUUCAAUUGGAUUGGGAACUCAACAAAAAUAAUAAUGGAUUUAAAUGCAAUUAUAGAAAACAUGGAAACCGGGGAUCAAGAUGCCGCAUUGGUGGCUCUGCAAACGUACAAUAAAAAGAUGACCCAGUGCUUCUCAUUUACCUCAGAUCAAGAGGAGGAGAGAGAGGAUGAGGGGAAGUUUCAAGAGAGAUUAGGAGCGCUGGCGAUGGGCUUUCUGGAGAGAGACCUCCAACCAUCCUGCCAGUUGGCUUGUCUGGAGACCAUUCGCAUCUUGUCACGUGACAAGAACAACGUGGCGCCCUUCAUCACGCAGACCGCCAUGCUGACCCUCAGCCGACACGCGGGCAUCGCCCAUGGCGACGGCAACGUGCCUGCCGCCGAGAACCCUGAUCUGGAGAUCAUCGUGGAGGCGCUGAAGAGCAUCUGCAACAUCUGUCUGCACAACAAGGUGGCUGUGGGAGUGGCCCAGGAGCUGCAGCUGAUUGUGGGUAUAGCAGGGCGCCUCAAGCAGUGCGGCGAAGACCAGUGGAACCACCACGUACGGUUCUUUGACCUGCGGCUCAUGUUCCUCCUCACCGCCCAGCGCGUGGAGAUGCGCACCCAGCUGUUGAAGGAGCUGCGCGGUGUCAGCCUGCUGUCCGACCACCUGGACGCCACCCUGGGGCUGUGCUGGCCGGACACCUUCGAGGUGGCACGGGCCGGGGUGGAGGUCGAUCCGGACUCCGAUCUACCUGUCAGACUGCCGCCCUUCAGCCGGGAGAAGAUAGAAAGGGCCAUGGAGAUACUGAAGAUCCUCUUCAAUAUCACUUACGAUGCCAAUCGCAGGGAGGUGGAUGAGGAGGAGGCAGCCGCGUUCAGGCACCUGGGAGCCAUCCUCAGACACUGUCUAAUGAGCAGUGCGGACGGAGAGGAUUACACGGAGGAGUUUCACAGCCAUUCAUUGAACCUCUUGGGGAAUCUCCCUCUGACCUGUCUGGAUGUGUUGCUGAUGCCCAAGGUCCAGCAGGGAUCCAUUGAGUACAUGGGCGUCAACAUGGAUGCCGUCAACAUGCUACUAGAGUACAUGGAGAAGAUGCUAGAUCGGGGCAAGAAGCUGAAGGAGACCAUGCUCCCAUCUCUCAACCUGCUGACUGAGAGCGCUCGCAUCCACAGAGAGACCAGGAAGUUCCUCAGGAUGAAGGUACUCCCCCCACUGCGGGACGUGAAGAAUCUCCCAGAGGUGGGGGAAGCAAUUCGCAACAAGCUGGUUCGCCUGAUGACCAACAUUGACACUGACAUCAAGAACUGCGCAGCGGAGUUCCUAUUCGUCUUAUGCAAAGAAAGCGUCUCCAGAUUCAUUAAGUACACAGGCUAUGGUAAUGCUGCCGGUCUCCUGGCUGCCCGGGGGCUGUUGCGAGGGGGCAUCAACCCAGGCAUCUACUCUGAGGACGAGGACAGCGAAACCGAAGAGUACCGCGAAGCCAAAGCUAAAAUUAACCCUGUGACGGGCAGGGUGGAGGACGAACAGCCCAAUCCGAUGGAGGGAAUGACAGAGGAACAGAAGGAGCUGGAGGCCAUGAAGCUGGUCAACAUGUUCGAUAAGCUCUCCAGGUCCAAUAUUAUCCAGCCAAUGACGCUCGGGAGUGAUGGUUCCAUGACACAGAUGAAUUCUGAAGACCUAAUACGAAUGAGAGAUCAGAUACCACUUGGACAACUGAACAUACGACAACGAGAUGACGAUGAAGAACAAGAGGAAGAUGAUGAACAAGAGGAAGAAGAGGAACAGCAACAACAUCGACGACAACAACAAAUACAAGAAGAUAAUGCAAUAAAAACACCGCAACAAGAAGAACCACAACGACAACAGUCACAAGAACAACACAAAGAAGAACAACAGGAAACACAACAUCAACAUAAAGAACAAGAAGAUGAACAAGAAGAACAAUAACUUCAACGUGGCUUAGGUAGCGAUGACAAAGGCGAGGUGACCUGAAUCAAAAAACUGAUAACAUCCAGAGGAAUUAAGGAUCUAUUACAUUUAACUCUAGUUUUGUUACUGUGUAGUUGCUUAUCAGCCUUAAUUGAGUGAACACUAUACUGUAGAAAAUCCAGACACAAAGUGUCUCAUGUCA